Molecule: messenger RNA, 1632 nt
Organism: Penicillium cataractarum
Lineage: Eukaryota; Fungi; Ascomycota; Eurotiomycetes; Eurotiales; Aspergillaceae
Product: Six-hairpin glycosidase-like protein
Exons: 1
Coding region: 1-1632 (543 amino acids)
Biological process (GO): polysaccharide catabolic process
Molecular function (GO): chondroitin hydrolase activity
Source: RefSeq, a predicted model, not a curated record
AUGUCUGUCACAGAAACUAUCACAAACUCUUAUGGGUCGAUGUCCAGCCCAGAGGCAUCUGAGGCGUUGUUAUCGAAAUCGUCCUCUUCAGCUGACGCAGCCUUAUCCAAUAGGGCUACUUCUGUCGAUGAAAUCAUCGAGGUCCCUUGCCUGCAGACGAAUGUCUCACGAACAGUGCCGAAUUUAAGGGAACAACUUUCAGAACUCUUUGCCGAGAAUGUCAUGGCGAAGGUAUGGCGGGUUGCAUGCGAGUCGCUCCCUUGCACUGGGGCGACAGCCGAGGAAAUUGCGAUGAAGUUCCCAAACUCAUUUCCCGAAUACGUGCCCCAGAACCCCACGCACGGUGAGAAACCAAGUCGGUACCACCUCCGUGAGGCAACAUUCUGGACAUGUGGCUUCUUUCCCGGGUCCCUGUAUGAGCUGCUUGAGCGGACAGUCCACUAUCCCCAGUCAGCUGUGCGAAUGCUUCAUUCAUCGCCACACAAAAGACGAGGGCUGCUCCGCGCCAUGUGUGAAAAAUGGUCAGAGCCAUUGCACGACAUGGCCAGAAGGACGGACACACACGAUAUAGGGUUCAUUGUCAUGCCUGCCCUGCGGAAGGAUUGGGAGCUUUUUGGAAACCCCCGGAGUCUGGCAUCCAUUGUCCGGGCGGCCAACAGCCUGGCAACGAGGUACGUCGCCUCCGCGAACGCUAUCCGUAGCUGGGAUCUCUUGAUUAGGAAGGACACGCAGAUCACGGAUAUGAGUACCAACCUCAUCGUGAUCAUUGACUCCUUGUGCAAUCUUGACCUACUCUUCUAUGCCGCCGCUCAAAAUUCAUCCCCACACCUCGCGGAGAUGGCCGUUGCCCAUGCCCGCACUGUGAUUCGCACACACCUGCAUCCGGAACCGCAGCCCCCACAAACGAAAUUCAGGAGAUAUAAUGGCCAGUUAUACUCUACAAACCAUGUGACAUGUAUCGACCCGAAGACUGGCGCUAUUAAACGUCGUAUGACAGCCCAGGGAUACGCGGAUGGGUCUACCUGGGCUCGUGGUCAGGCUUGGGCAAUUUUGGGGUAUGCGCAGACCUACUCGUGGACCCGGGAUAGGGAGUUUCUUGACGUGGCCUGCGGCACGGCAGAGUAUUUUCUGCAUAGACUGGAGACGCACCCUGUUGCGGGUGGUGCUGGACCUGAGAACUUGCGUUACACAUCCCCACCAUGGGACUUUGAUGCUCCGAUAGACAAGGGCAAUGGCGAGGACGAGGAGGUCGUGCGGGAUUCUAGUGCGGCAGUCAUUGCAGCGAAUGGGCUGCUAGUGUUGUCGCAGGGGCUGAUUGCAGAGAGAGAGAAGACGCUUGCGGCGAGGUUUUUUGAUGCGGCGGUGGAGUUGAUGAGAGGUACACUGGACUAUUCACUUUCGAGGGAGACUGCACGGUUUCCGUUCAUUCCCGGGGGAGAAGGAAAUGAGUUGGAAGAGGGCCUGACUGUUGAAGACGUUGUGCAAGGAAAGCGGUUCGAUGCGAUCCUUAAGCAUGGGACGGCUAACAACAAUGAGAAUGCAAGGAAGCGUUAUGCGAAUCACGGACUGGUGUAUGGUGAUUACUACUUGUUGAAGUUUGGUAACGAACUCAUGCGCAUGGGCUUAGUAUAG